AGCCUCUUCCUAUCACGCCGGCGCUUUACCCUGGUUUUUUUUUUUUUUUUUCCAUAGCGCACCGGUCCUAUUAAGGCCUUUUUACCGUUUCACGUCGGCUGAGCAGGUCAUGGCCAAGUUCAACGCUCCUGUUAUCCAGGACAACCCGUCGGGAUGGGGUCCCUGCGCCGUGCCGGAGAAGUUCAAGGACAUGCCCUACCAGCCCUUCAGCAAAGGAGACCGUCUGGGAAAGGUCGCCGACUGGACCGGAGCAACUUAUCAGGACAAAAGAUACACCAACAAGUACUCCUCUCAGUUCGGCGGCGGCAGUCAGUACGCUUACUUUCACGAGGAGGACGAGACCAGCUUCCAGCUUGUGGACACGGCCAAGAUGCAGAAGACGGCCUACCAGAGGAACCGCAUGAGGUUUGCGCAGAGGAACCUGCGCAGAGACAAGGACCGCAGGAACCUGACGCAAUUCAAUAUGCAGACGCUGCCCAAGAGUGCCAAGCAAAAGGAGAGGGAUCGUAUGCGCCUGCAGAAGAAGUUUCAGAAGCAGUUUGGCGUCCGUCAGAAGUGGGACCAAAAGUCUCAGGCUCAGCUGAAGCCGCGAGAUUCUUCAGUGGAGGUGCGCAGCGACUGGGAGGUGAAGGAGGAGAUGGACUUCCCGAGACUCAUGAAGAUGAGAUACAUGGAGGUGGCCGACCCCGUGGACAUUGAGUGCUGCGGCGCCUUGGAGUACUACGACAAAGCCUUUGACCGCAUCACCACACGCAACGAGAAGCAGCUGAAGAGCAUCAAGAGGAUCUUCCACACCGUCACCACCACAGACGACCCCGUCAUCCGCAAGCUGGCCAAGACCCAAGGCAACGUGUUUGCCACUGACGCCAUCUUGGCCACCCUUAUGUGCUGCACGCGCUCUGUAAACUCCUGGGACAUCAUUGUGCAGCGGGUGGGCAACAAGCUGUUCUUCGAUAAGCGCGACAACUCGGACUUUGAUUUGCUGACCGUGAGCGAGACGGCCAACGAGCCGCCGCAGGAUGAGGGCAACUCCUUCAACUCCCCGCGUAACCUUGCCAUGGAAGCCACCUACAUCAACCACAACUUCAGCCAGCAGUGCUUGCGCAUGGGCGGAGAGCGUUACAAGUUCCCCACUGGCAACCCCUUUGUGGAGGAGGAUAUGGACAAGAGCGAGGUGGCAUCCGUCGCUUACAGGUACCGCCACUGGAAGCUGGGUGAAGACAUCGACCUGAUUGUCCGUUGCGAGCACGACGGCGUAAUGACGGGCGCCAACGGGGAAGUGUCCUUCAUUAACAUCAAGACCCUCAACGAGUGGGACUCAAGGCAUUGUAACGGCGUAGACUGGCGCCAGAAGCUGGACUCUCAGCGAGGUGCGGUCCUGGCCACCGAGCUGAAGAACAAUAGCUACAAGCUGGCCCGCUGGACCUGCUGCGCCAUGCUGGCCGGCUCGGAGUACCUCAAGCUGGGGUACGUGUCCCGCUACCAUGUGAAGGACUCCGCUCGCCACGUGGUUCUGGGAACCCAGCAGUUCAAGCCCAAUGAGUUCGCCAGCCAGAUCAACCUGAGCAUGGAGAACGCCUGGGGCAUCCUGCGCUGCGUGAUCGACAUCUGCCGCAAGCUGGACGAGGGCAAGUACCUCAUCCUCAAGGAUCCCAACAAGCAAGUCAUCCGCGUCUACAGUCUGCCGGACGGAACCUUCAGCUCCGAUGAAGAGGAGGAGGAAGAAGAGGAUGAAGAGGAUGAAGAAGAAGAAGAUGAAGAAAACUGAAAUAUGGUGCCUGGGGACCAGAAGAGCCUGCCAAUCUCACACACACACACACACACACACACACACCUAUUCAUACACAAAUUUAAUUUCAUAAUCAAUAAAGAUACAAUCGGCCCAACACACAUAUUCAUACACAUACACACAUUUAAUUUCAUAUUCAAUAAAGAUCCAAUUGGCCCUAA
This is a messenger RNA of Phycodurus eques (leafy seadragon), 1950 nucleotides long. It is a transcript of the gene eif3d, whose product is annotated as eukaryotic translation initiation factor 3, subunit D. Gene Ontology annotation, cellular component: eukaryotic translation initiation factor 3 complex; cytoplasm. Gene Ontology annotation, biological process: translational initiation. Lineage: Eukaryota; Metazoa; Chordata; Actinopteri; Syngnathiformes; Syngnathidae. The transcript has 16 exons. Gene Ontology annotation, molecular function: translation initiation factor activity. The record is from RefSeq and is a predicted model, not a curated record. Bases 110 to 1768 code for a protein of 552 amino acids.